This is a messenger RNA of Dufourea novaeangliae, 1654 nucleotides long. Its product is annotated as serine/arginine repetitive matrix protein 1. The record is from RefSeq and is a predicted model, not a curated record. NCBI's taxonomy places the organism in Eukaryota, Metazoa, Arthropoda, Insecta, Hymenoptera, Halictidae. The transcript is spliced from 5 exons. The coding region runs from base 192 to 1508 and encodes 438 amino acids.
CUUCUGCAUUUGGUGCGGCUCAACGAAGAAAAGUCUUCAGAACAAUCUCCAUUCGUUGAACGUCACGCGGAAGUGAAUCACCGAGAUUCGUGGCAGAAAAUGCAAGUUUUCGAGUUGCCGCGGUGAGAAAAGAGUUUGGAUCACCAGUUUUCGCUCCUCCAGUGUCAUCUAUAUUAUCAUCUCUGUAAGGAAUGUCACGGGACUAUGAUAGACGAAGAGGAGGCAGCGGUAGUGGUAGCAGCUCGAGUAAAUUACGGAUGGAUACCAGUGUAUCACAACCCAGACCACAUGGUGAAAAUUCUGGGAAGAGGAGAGAAUUAGAUAGUGUGAUGCGGAAAGCUCGUGAGUCUCAAUCAAGUUAUUGGAAUAAAAAGCUUCUGGAGGUAGAGGAACGAGACCCGAAUCGAUGGAGGCACAGCGGAUACAAAGAGUUGUAUGUUGGAGGCACAGCAAGUGGAGAACCCAGCAGAGGACAUCCUCGCAGUCCGAGAAGUCCUAGACCCAGGAGUCCCCAUAGUCCAAGACCGCGCAGUCCUCGAACUAGAAGUCCACGUUCACCUCGCGAUAGAUCGCAUACCAGAGGAAGACAGGCACGCAGUCCAAGUACAGGCAGUACUUGUUCCGAUAGAUCGUGUAGCGUUUGUUCGCCGAAAGAACGGCGUCGUAUCGCCCAGCCUUCGCGUUCGCGUUCAAGAUCACUGACACCAGUUCGAGCUCGAGCACAUCCUAAAGAAAUAGUACCGUCGAGUUCCCGAGUAAUGCCGGCUCGAACUAGACCACGGUCACCUCCUUUGCCACGUCCACGCACACCCCCGCCUACACCACAACCCCCACCGCGUCACCAAAAGGAUUACAAAGCUAUUAAAGAAAAAGAAGCCAAAGUUCGACGCAAAGAAAAGCAUCAUACUCGAAUCCCAGAAGAUCCGCGUGUCCCAGAUCCAAUACCAUUGAUGCGUAAACCUGUAAAGGUAGAAAAAACACACUCAAGUCACGGAGCAGCUCAAAUGAUUAGGCCACCACCUGAAUCCUCACCAAGCGAAGAUAGCGAUAGUUCUUCCACUACAUCGCACGUGGGUCCACCUAGAAUGACAUUAUCAGAACGAUUUGGCAAAAUGGCACAAUGGAGUGUAGAUCGCAGGGAUAUGGAAAACAUGCGCAUCACAAAGGAUGGGGAAAAUGCGAUGAAAGUUGUAAUAGAGGGUGAAGAAAGAAUUGCAAGAUUAGGAUACGAUUCUCCACCACCAGGACAUUAUCCUGAAUCACUAUUAGCACAAGGACCAAGAGGUCUUGAAUGUUGGGACGAUGUUCGUGUUAGAUAUGAUUAUUACAAAGCGAGAGGUUACCUUCGAGACCUUACAUUAGACGACUACAUAAAGUGGGAAGAAUGGUGGUAUAAAUAUCAAGAAUGGUUAGAAGCAGAACGAUUUUAUGAGCAAUGGGCCUCAUCAAACCGUCCUGCUGGUGGAAGUCGCAAGAGACGUGGUAGACGUAACAACACUGCUCACUGAACUCCACAAGCCCAGUUACAAACCAUUCUUGAUUCAUAGACAUUGUCAUCAAUAAAACAUACUGUAAUAUUUGUUGUGCUUAGAAAGGACUGCAGAUAUGGUGUGCAAAUGCUCUAUUACAUACAUAAAUACAUACCUAUAUGAAA